Molecule: messenger RNA, 5046 nt
Organism: Sipha flava (yellow sugarcane aphid)
Lineage: Eukaryota; Metazoa; Arthropoda; Insecta; Hemiptera; Aphididae
Gene: RpI1
Product: DNA-directed RNA polymerase I subunit RPA1
Exons: 10
Coding region: 85-5046 (1653 amino acids)
Biological process (GO): DNA-templated transcription
Cellular component (GO): RNA polymerase I complex
Molecular function (GO): DNA binding; DNA-directed RNA polymerase activity
Source: RefSeq, a predicted model, not a curated record
AUACACGGCAAAAUAUGGUAAUAAGAAACGCACGUGAUUUUCGAUUAUUCAACAUUGAAUUUUGUAUAAUUGUCAUAAUUUAAAAUGUUUUACCAUGAUUUUUACAAUGUGGAUCCGUUCAAACCUGUUAGUUUGGAAUUUAAUAUGUUUUCGACGGAAGAAGUUAAAAAAUUAUCUGUGGCACGUAUAGACUCACUCAUAUCAUUUACUCCUUUGGGGGAACCUGUUGUUGGUGGUAUGUAUGAUGCACGUCUUGGGCCUAGUCAUCAGGGAAAUGGAAAGUGCCCAACCUGUAAUCAAAAUUCGACUUCUUGUACUGGUCAUUUUGGUCAUAUUGAAUUGCCUUGUCCUGUAAUUAAUCCAAUAUUUUCUGCAUUUGUAAUUCAUUUAUUAAAAAUAAGUUGUUUAUCAUGUUAUAAAGUUUUAAUUCCAAAAGAAGCCACUUUAUUGUUGGCUGCACAGUUAAAGCUUAUUGAUAAUGGUCAACUGACAGAUGCUCAUAGUUUAUCGAUUGAGAUUAAUGGACUCUAUGAAGACGAUGAGCGAAAUUUAUCUGUUGAGGAAUUAGAAAUAUUCAUUAAUCUUUACUUAAAAGAACGUUUGGAAGAAAAUAGUACAUCUUAUGUAAAAAGUGCUAGUGAAGUACGUCAACAUUUUAUUGCUGAAACUAUUAGUCAAGUUGUUCGACGAAAAGGAUGUAUAUAUUGUAAUGAACCACUUAAUUCAAUUUCAAAAUCGUUUUCAAAAAUUACUAUUUCUAAUGGGACUAAAGAAAAAAAGGAUAAAAAAACUAAAGAAUAUUUAUUUCCAUAUGACAUAAAAAAUCAUAUGAGAAAACUAUGGACUAACGAAAAAGAUUUUAUUUGUGCAAUAUUGCCAGUAUUGGCUAGUUUAAAUAUGGAAUAUCCAACAGACGCUUGUUUUAUUUCUGAAGUACUUGUUACUCCAUCUAAUACUCGUCCAAACUUAAUGGUAAAAGGUAAAAUAGUUGAAAGCCCUAGAAAUGCAACUUAUAAGUCCAUUCUACGAGAAGCUAAACUAAUACAAUAUAUACGGUUAAUACGGGAUCAAAAAGUAGAUAAAGAAAUUUUACCAGAAAUUAUUGAACUUGUUAAUGAUAGUCAAGGAUUAGAUCAUUUAGAUAAAGUACAAAUUGGUAUGCAUAAUUUGCAAAUGUGUGUUGAUGCUCUUUUAGAUGGAAAUGCCUUUAAGUCCAGUAGCAAAGAAUCAGCUGUUCGAAUCGGCUUAAAACAGUUGUUAGAAAAAAAAUCUGGUAUUAUUCGUCAAAAUAUGAUGGGUAAACGUGUAGAUUAUUUUGCACGAUCUGUUAUUACUCCUGAUCCAUUCUUAGAUACUGAUCAAAUUGGUAUACCACUUGAAUUUGCUAAAAAGUUAACCUACCCUGUAGCUGUUACUGACUGGAACAAUAAAGGAUUACAUGGGAUUGUUUUAAAUGGUCCAAAUCAUUAUCCAGGAGCAAAUAUGGUUGAAACUGAUGUAGGAAUAGUAAAAUGGUUAUCUGCUACAAAUAUAUCACGUAGAGAGGCCAUAUCAAAAACCCUCUUUCAUAGGGGACCAAAUUCCAGAGGUCCUCAAAUAGUUCAUAGACACGUUAUUGAUGGGGAUAUGAUGCUCAUUAAUCGACAACCAUCUCUACAUAAACCUAGUAUUAUGGCACAUAGGGUAAAAGUAUUGAAAGGAGAAAAAACGUUAAGAUUACACUAUGCCAAUUGUAAAGCAUAUAAUGCUGAUUUUGAUGGAGAUGAAAUGAAUGCUCAUUUACCUCAAAGUGAAUUAGCUAAAUGUGAAGCAAAGGAAUUAGCAAGUGUUGUUUACCAAUAUUUAGUUCCUCGGGAUGGUACUCCAUUAAGUGGACUUAUUCAAGAUCAUAUUAUAUCAAGUGUAAGAAUGACAAUUAGAGGCCGUUUUUUUACUAGAAGAGAAUAUAUGCACUUUGUUUAUCAAGCAUUAAGUUCAUAUGAUCGUAAUAUCAAGACCUUACCUCCAGCUAUUUUUAAACCACUUAUGUUAUGGUCUGGAAAACAAAUUAUAUCAACAAUAAUUAUAAACUUAACUCCUCCUAAUCGUAAAACAUUCAUAAAUCUUAUUUCUAAAUCUAAACUUGAACAAAAAUAUUGGAAAAAUCCUAAUAAUUAUGAAUACUCAGAUUCAUUAUCAGAGUUCAAUUUUAUUGUACGGAAUGGUAAUUUUCUCUCUGGGAUUCUUGACAAAAAUCAUAUAGGAGCUUCUACAUACAGUCUAAUACAUUGUUUUUAUGAGUUAUAUGGAGGAAAAUACUCUGCUCAAUUACUAAGUGCAUUUAGUAAAUUAUUUACUGUCUAUCUACAAUUUGAUGCCUUCACUUUAGGUGUAGAGGACAUAUUAGUGACUGAAAAAGCAGAUCAUCAACGUCAAACUGCUAUUGAUGAAUCUAAAGCUGCUGGCACAUUAGCUGCUUUGGAUUCUUUGGGUGCUGAGAAUGUAUGUGAAGAAAUAAUUAUGGCAAAAUUAGCUGAAUCUUAUAGCAAAAGUAGCCAUUUUUCUGUAUUAGUUGAUAGAAAUUACAAAAGACAUUUACAACCAUUUACAAACAAGAUAACAAGAGCUUGUAUUCCUAAUGGAUUACUUCAACCAUUUCCUUAUAAUAAUUUACAACUUAUGGUACAAUCUGGAGCCAAAGGAUCUACUGUAAACACAAUACAAAUAUCCUGUUGUUUAGGCCAAAUUGAGUUAGAAGGUAAAAGACCACCCAUGAUGAUAUCUGGUCGAACCUUACCCAGUUUUCCACCGUUUGAUACAUUACCUAAAGCUGGAGGAUUUAUAGGUAGUAGAUUUAUGACUGGUAUCCAACCUCAAGAAUUUUUUUUCCAUUGUAUGGCUGGGCGUGAAGGUCUUAUUGAUACAGCUGUCAAAACUAGUAGGAGUGGUUAUUUACAACGUUGUUUAGUUAAACAUCUUGAAAGUCUUAUUGUUAACUAUGAUAUGACUGUUAGAGACAGCAAUGGAAGUAUAAUACAGUAUUUGUAUGGUGAAGAUGGUUUAGAAGUUACUAAGAGUAGUUUUUUUAAUAAAAAACAAUUUGGUUUCUUGGCUGAUAAUGUAGAUUCUUUUAAAGCUCUAAAAGAUAUAAGAAAUGAUGAGUGUUACAAAGAAAUUGAUAAAAAGCUUGAAGAAAUUAAAUCUGCUACAAAGAAAUAUAAAAAUAGUAGUACAAAGAGACAAAGUGAAUUUUUAAAUUGGUGUGAACAAAAUGCUAUAGUUAAAAAAGAAAAACAUUUAAAAGUUAAAAAUGGACGUUAUGUAAGCAAUGUAAAAAUUUGCAAAAAAUGGUAUGAAAUUAAUGAAGAUGAAAAAAAAUUAUACAAUAAAAGUUUAAGAAAAAUUCCUGAACCUGUAAGCGCAACCUUUCAUCCCGGAGGGCACUAUGGCUUAAUAUCAGAAAAAAUGGAUUCAUCAAUUGACGAAUAUUUUAAUUUAUAUAAUCAUGGUAUGAGUGAUAAAGAACAAAAAACUGUUAAAGAAUCAAUACGUAUCAAAGCUAUGGCAGCAACUGUAGUAGCUGGUGAACCAGUAGGAUGUAUUGCUGCUCAAUCUGUUGGUGAACCCUCCACUCAGAUGACGCUAAAUACAUUUCAUUUUGCUGGUCGUGGUGAGAUGAAUGUUACUUUAGGUAUACCUAGACUACGAGAAAUAUUAAUGAUGGCUACGAAAACAAUUAAAACUCCAUCAAUGGAGAUACCAUUCUUACAAUCUAAAAAUGUUCAAAAUGAUGCUGAAUCUUUACGGAAACUUAUGACUAAAAUAACAUUGAAAGAUGUUCUAUCUAAAGUACAAGUUAGAGAACGAGUUAUGUUAAAACCUAUUAGACACAUGUGUUAUGAUUUAACAUUACAUUUGUUACCUCAUCGCUGCUAUGAUUCUACAACUCAUAUCUUACCAAAAAAUGUUGUUAGAUUCAUUAAAAAUAUAUUUCCAGAAAGUCUUAAAAAAAUGUUUAUUAAAAAUUUGUCAAUGAAUUUUAGUGGAGAGUUAAUUUCAGAACAAGCUAAAAGAGCAAUUCAACUAAAUAGAAAACAAAACGAUAAUAUUAAUGAUGAAUUAUUGGAUGAAGUUAUACCUCAAGAGACUAAAUCUAAAACAGUUCAUGGUGUUGAAUCUGAUAGUGAAUCGGAAGCUGGAGAAUUAGAUUCUGCAGCUAUCAAAAGAAAAAAUCAAACAGAAGAAUAUGACUAUGAAAAGGAUGAAGAUGAUCCAGAAAGUGAAGGAGAAGCUGAAAUUGAUGACAAACAAAGUGAUUUUAAUAAUUCAGUUAAUUUAGAAGAUAAUAUUAUUAAAGAUGAAGAUAACAUAUCUACUGCUGAAAUUAUAGAAUCAGAUUUGACUGAUAAAAUGGAAGAAAAUUUAAAAAAUAGUGACAAAGAUUAUUCUGAAAUUGUAGUUGAUGUUAUAGGGUAUGAUAAAACAUAUGCAUGGGUUAAAAUUAGAAUAUCUAUACCUUUAGUUUUUAAAAGAAUUGAUAUAACAGCUUUACUUAAAGAUUUAAUGGGUCGAGUAAUUAUUCAUGAAAUACCUGGAAUUAAUAGAGCUAUUUUAACUGAAGAAGAUAAUAAAUUAAUAUUAAAAACUGAGGGUUCACAGGGUGUAGCAGAGUUGUUUAGCUUUGCCAAUAUUUUGGAUUUAAAUGCAUUAUACUGCAAUGAUAUACAGAUGAUGUUGAACACAUAUGGUAUAGAAGCAGCAAACCGGGUUAUUAUUAAUGAAGUUAAAAAUGUUUUCAAGGUGUAUGGCAUUAAUGUAGAUACUAGACAUUUAUCAUUAAUUGCUGAUUAUAUGACUUAUGAUGGCAAAUAUAAUCCACUAAACAGAAUUGGUAUGAAUGGAUGUCCAUCACCAUUGCAACAAAUGUCAUUUGAAUCUACUCUUAAUUAUCUAAAAAAAUCUACUAUUAGAGGAUUAAAAGAUAAUUUAGUCUCUCCUUCGAGUGCUCUUGUUAUUGGACAACAAGCUCGAAUUGGUAGCGGGCUUGUUAAAUUGCUAUGGCAAUAA